UACUGCAAGUUUGUGGUUGAAUUAGCUUUUUGGGUAUUUCUUAAUUAGGUUUGUGAAGCGUAUAAAAAGGGUUGAAAAAAACGACAACUUAAAAUAAAAUUAAAAAAAAAACCUUUUAUAAAAGCAUCAAGAAGAAAAAUGUUUAGUCUUAUUUUUUUCAUAAUUUCUUCUCAGAUUUUUCUUGGAGCAGCAAGUUCGGAACAUUUUGCAAGUGAUAACAAUGAGGCAGAUAUUGAAAAUACAGUAAAUGAUAACGAAGAUGAAUCCAGUAACGAGAUCAGCGAAGAGUUAUCUCCUAAUAAAAUGAAUGAUUAUGGUGGAGGCUACGGAGGAAAAUACGGUGGAGGCUACGGAGGAAAAUACGGUGGAGGUUACGGUGGAGGCUACGGAGGAAAAUAUGGUGGGGGUUACGGCGGAGGUUAUGGAGGAAAAUAUGGUGGAGGUUACUAUAAAAAAGAAAUGUAA
Molecule: messenger RNA, 465 nt
Organism: Hydra vulgaris (swiftwater hydra)
Lineage: Eukaryota; Metazoa; Cnidaria; Hydrozoa; Anthoathecata; Hydridae
Source: RefSeq, a predicted model, not a curated record